This is a messenger RNA of Vigna unguiculata (cowpea), 459 nucleotides long. The record is from RefSeq and is a predicted model, not a curated record. NCBI's taxonomy places the organism in Eukaryota, Viridiplantae, Streptophyta, Magnoliopsida, Fabales, Fabaceae.
AUGGAACGCAUCUUUGAUGCCAAGAGGUGCCCGGAUGAGAGCAGGCUUGCUUUCACUGUUUACAUGCUCACUGGGGAGGCUGAGCAUUGGUGGGCCAGCAUGAAGCUGGUGAUGGAGGAGAAACAUGAGGACAUCACGUGGAGAGCCUUCAAGAAGAGGUUCUUGUCUGAGUAUUUCCCUGACAGCGUGAGGUACGCUAAGGAGGUAGAGUUCCUCCAGCUGACACAGGGGAACAAGUCAGUGGCCGAGUACGCCGAGCAGUUCAAGCAUCUGGGGCGUUUCUACACCAUGCCGCUCGAUGAGGAGUGGCGCUGCAGGAAGUUUGAGAAUGGUCUCAGAGGAGACAUCCGCUUGAUGGUAGCUCCGCUGUCCAUCAAGGACUUUGCGGCCUUGGUGGAAAAGGCCAGGGUCAUGGAGCGAAUGAAAGUAGAGGUGGAAGCUCAGCAGCAGCCACAAUAG